CAUUAAAUAUUUUUAUAUUAACUGAAUCUUCUAGAGGAGCAUUGAGGUUUUCCCUAUCCAUGCCAUAGGAGAUGUGUGUCUUUGUUGUUGUUGCUGUGUGCCUUCAAGUCAUUUCUGAUUUAUAGCAACCCUAGGGCGAACCUAUCAUGGGGUUUUCUUGGCAAGUUUCUUUCAGAGGGGGGUUGCCAUGUUUUCUUCUCCACAACUAAAUGCAUCACAAUUAAUAGCUUUCAAAACACUCAAUCUGCAGGGAAUCCCAUGUUGAUUUAUUAGGUGAAAAUCUCCUCUACAUCAACCAUAAAUUCUCAUCUUAUAAAGUGUCCUAUAUCCCUCUUACUUCAUGAGGUUGUUGGACAAAAUUUCUGGCUCCAGCCUUGUCCUGUGUAAAUGAUAUAUGGCCUAGAAUAUACACACACUUGCACUGCAGGUUGCGAGGCCUGGAAUAAAAUAUCAGUAGGGGAAGGCAACUAUUUUCUGGCAAUACACAUCAAUGGUUUUCUUCUUAUAGAGGAACUUUUUAUAAGCCCAAUAAACAGCUGAAGACCCGUGUCAAAUUCACUAGAAUACAGAAAAAUCCUUGGAAUAAAGUUAUCAUUCUGGGAAUUAGUUUUAAUCUCCUUUAGUAAACUUUCAUUACAGCACAGGCUGCCAAAGCCUGAACCAUUAUUCAGAAGCAAGUGCAAAGGGGACAACACGUUUUUUAAAAAGCUUCGAUUUAUUGCACACAGCCUUAGUACACAUGUAUAUGCAAUUUCAAUCAGUAAUCCAGUCGUAAGUAGGCAUAAAAAUUGGAGAGUGUGAUAAAGAUGUGCUGAUUAAUAUUCUAACUCAGCGCUGCAAUGCACAAAGACUCAUGAUUGCUGAGGCUUACAGGAAUAUGUAUGGCAAGGAUUUGCUUAUAGACCUGAAAGAGAGUCUCUCGCAUCACUUCAAGGAAGUCAUGGUUGGUCUGAUGUAUCCACCUGCCAGUUAUGAUGCUCAUGAGCUCUGGCAUGCUAUGAAGGGAGCAGACACAGAGGAAAACUGCCUAAUUGAUAUAUUAGCCUCAAGAUCAAAUGGAGAGAUCUUCCAGAUGAAAGAGGCCUACCUUUUGCAAUAUAACACUGACCUUUCUCCAGAUAUUUACUCUGAGACUUCUGGACAUUUUAGAGAUACACUUCUGAACCUUGCUCAGGGAACCAGACAAGAAGGAUAUGCAGAUCCUGCUAUGGCUGCUCAGGAUGCAAUGGUCCUAUGGGAAGCAUGCCAGCAAAAAACUGGGGAACACAAAACCCGGCUGCAGAUGAUUCUGUGCAACAAGAGCUACCAGCAAUUGUGGAUGGUUUUUCAGGAGUUUCAGAAUAUCUCUGGACAAGACAUAAUAGAUGCCAUUAAAGAAUGUUAUGAUGGAUAUUUUCAGGAAUUACUAGUAGCAAUAGUUCUGUGUGUUAGAGACAAAGCUUCCUAUUUUGCUUAUCGACUUUACAAUGCAAUUCAUGAUUUAGGAUUCCAUAAUAAAACAAUUAUAAGGAUUCUGAUUGCCAGAAGUGAAAUUGAUCUGAUGACUAUCAGGCAGCGGUAUAAAGAGAGAUAUGGAAAAUCACUGUUGCAUGAUAUCAGACAUUUUGCCUCUGGACAUUAUGAAAAAGCUCUACUUGCCAUCUGUGCCGGUGAUGCUGAGGAUUAUUAAAGGGAAGAAACUAAUGUUGAAGAUGGGACGAAAAAGUUAUAGCCUGGAUUAUUAUUUAAUUAUAGAAAUACAAGCUGUGUAAAUUUUUUUCUCUACAGACAAAACUUGCCACUAUGAUUUGUUUAAUGACCUGUUAUCUUUAAAGAAAACUUAUGGUAGCUACACAGAUUGUCAGAAGUCACUGUGCAUCAACACAUUUUGCAUUUUCUAAUUAUAUUAAGGUUUGUUUUCAUCCCCAAUGAUAAGACCAGUGAGUAGUAUUAUUUUCUGCAUUACUUUGAAUAAUUUUUUUAAUCUGAUACUUGGCAUAUUAUUCAAACAUAACUCAUUUGUCAGGUUGUAGCAUCACACCAUUUGUAUUAGUUGUAGUGCUGAAACUUUUCUGAUCAAAUACACCUUGAUUUCUAUGAAAUAUAGAAGGAAAAUGGACAGUAUAGUAUUUUCAAAUGGAUAAGGAAUAAUUUUUAAUAUCAUAUGGUCUGUACAGGCAUAAAUGGUUUUUUAACUGAACACAGUUUCACACCAGGAAUUUUUAAAUAUAAUUUGAUAUAUAUUUUACUACAACAUUGCCUUCCGCUUCAAAAUGAACCAGCAGAUAUCCAGUAUCUAAUUUCACUCUCUUGUAUAAUUCUGCUGUGUCUAAAUAAAGUAUAACUGCAUGCUUAA
Sceloporus undulatus (fence lizard) is the source of this 2335-nucleotide messenger RNA. RefSeq names its product annexin A10 (gene ANXA10). The transcript has 11 exons. Gene Ontology annotation, molecular function: calcium ion binding; calcium-dependent phospholipid binding. The record is from RefSeq and is a predicted model, not a curated record. NCBI's taxonomy places the organism in Eukaryota, Metazoa, Chordata, Lepidosauria, Squamata, Phrynosomatidae. Gene Ontology annotation, cellular component: cytoplasm. Bases 854 to 1669 code for a protein of 271 amino acids.